CGAAGAGGGAGGGGGAGGGAGAAAACCUGGUAGGCGAUACGACACCAGGCGAUGGCCGUUUGUGUCUCGCCCUCUUGCUCUUCUUCGUCGCUUUCUCUUCCUGCUGGCUGACUGGAAUUGUUUAGGUUCCUCUCAAUGUCCGCUCCUAGAACAGAAACGCUGACUCACCCUCCGCUCUCGGCCUGCCCCCCUGGUUGACACUCGACGAACAGAGUAUACCCAGUUAGUUGCGACUAUUGUUACCUCCUGCGCCCGUUUGCAGGGCCAGUGUCACCCCACCAGACUUCCAGCUUGGUGGUGGUGGUGGUGCUGCUGCUGCUGGUGCUGCGGCUGCUGCCUGUUGUUAUUGUUGCUGCUGAGGCAUUCCUCGUAGGGACCCGAUGGCCCUGAAAGAGGAGAUGCUGCCCCCUGGGUGGACGGACCUAGACAGGCAGAUGGGCCAGCUGUUUAUGAUGGGAUUUGAUGGCACCUCGGUCAGCCCUCAGAUUCGCUCGCUCAUCGAGAACUAUCAUGUGGGCUCAGUGUUGCUAAGUGCGAAGAAUUUAAAAUCUGCGGAGGAGACGACCAAGCUGGUGUUGGAGCUGCAGACCAUCGCCCGCGAUGCUGGCCAUCCGGUACCGCUGCUGAUCGCUCUCGACCAGGAGAAUGGCGGCGUCAACAGCCUGUUUGAUGAGAUUUAUAUUCGGCAGUUCCCCAGCGCCAUGGGGAUUGCCGCGACGGGGUCCAAGACGCUAGCCCGGGAGGUCGCCCUGGCCACCGCGCAGGAGCUGAAAGCCAUCGGCGUCAACUUCCUCUUGGGCCCCGUGCUGGACGUCUUGACCAACGUGCGCAGCCAGCCGCUUGGCGUACGCACCUUUGGCGACGAUCCCCAGGAGGUCUCCCAGUAUGGAAUCGAGUUUAUGAAGGGCUACCAGGAAGCAGGUUUGACCACCUGUGGCAAGCAUUUCCCCUCCUAUGGUAACCUGGAGUUUCUCGGCUCUCAGACCGAUGUGCCCAUCAUCACCGAGUCGCUGGAGCAGCUCAGCCUGAGUGCCCUGGUCCCCUUUCGCAACGCCAUCGUCCAGGGGCUCGACGCAAUGAUGGUCGGCGGGGUUUCUCUCUCUUCCGCAGGCGUCAACGUCAUGCACGCCUGUCUGAGUGAGCAGGUCGUCGACGACUUGCUGCGCAAGGACCUCAAGUUCAACGGCGUCGUCGUCUCCGAGUGUCUCGAGAUGGAGGCCCUGACAUACAACAUCGGCGUGGGCGGCGGCACCGUCAUGGCCAAGAACGCUGGCUGCGACAUCAUCCUCCUCUGCCGCUCAUUCCCUGCCCAACAGGAGGCCAUCAACGGGCUCAAGGUCGGCGUCGAGAACGGUAUCAUCGGCCGCGCCCGCAUCGAGCAGUCUCUCCGCCGCGUUCUCCGUCUCAAGGCCAAGUGUACCUCGUGGGAGCAGGCUCUUCACCCACAAGGCCUAUCCGCCCUGACGCAGAUGCAGCCGUCUCACACGUAUCUCUCGACCAAAGCCUAUAACAAUUCCAUCACCGUCAUGCGCGACAAGAACGGUCUGCUGCCCUUGUCCAACGUGCUGGAGCCCGAAGAGGAGCUCUUGCUCCUCACCCCGCUAGUGAAGCCGUUACCGGCCUCGGCCGUCUCCCAUUCAGCCACCGAGAGCAGUCAUCAUCAUCAUCAUCAUCAUCAUCAUCAUCAACAACAACAACAACAACAACAACAACAACUCAUCGACCUCGACAUUAACCACAGUGGCAGCAGCACAAGUAAUACCAACAGUAGUAAUAACACCGACGCAAACAACACGCCGCAGUCAAUGUCGCUGGAGCACCGCACGGCCUCGGUGCUAAGCGGGGAGAGCGUGUUCAAGGAGCUAGGCCGGUCCCUGGCUCGGCAGCGGGGCGGGCGGGUGCUGCACACAUCGUACACGGCGAACGGGGUGCGGCCGAUCCACGAGAAGUUGAUCGAGCGGGCGAGCGCGGUGGUGGUGGUGACGGCCGACGCGAACCGCAACCUGUACCAACAAGGAUUCACGAAGCACGUGUCGAUGAUCUGCAAGGCGCAGCAGCCCUCCGCCGCGGCGGGGGAGGAGCAGUGCGAGAAACCACUGGUGGCGGUGGCCGUGAGCUCGCCGUACGACUUUGCCAUGGACCCGACGAUGGGGACAUACAUCUGCACGUACGACUUCACGGAGACGGCGCUGCAGGCGCUGGUGAAAGUGCUUUACGGCGAGCUGACGCCGACGGGGGCGCUCCCCGGCUCGGUCAACCGCAGCCAGAAGCUGCACCAGUCACGGCAGCACUGGCUGGUGGAGAACUGGAACGAGGAGCGCGACGCGCGGGCGCUGGACGCGCUGCUGGCCGCCGUACGGGCGGACUGCACCAAGCACCAGCAGCGCGGCGAGCUGCUCGGGGUGAGCUCGAGCAGCUUCCUGCUGCGCAACGAGGAGCUGGUACACGAAGCACACUUUGUGGUGCGCAACAGCAGCACACACGCCCUGUACGGGUUCUGCUCGACCUAUUUUUUCCCCGCGACGGGCACAGGGACGAUCGGCUCCGUCAUCGUCGACCCGGCGCGCCGCAAGCUGUCCAUCGGCCACUCGCUACACCAGCGCGCCAUCCGCACGCUCCUGCAGCGGCCGGGGAUGAAGCGCUUCCAGCUGGGGUCUCGGCUUCCGGGUAUCUACCUUGGCAUUCCCGCGGGGCACCCCGUAGAGCGCAAGCGGCUGCGGCAAUGGUUCGCAAACCUAGGAUGGAACACCGCGCUGUCGCGGCCCGUGUUUAGUGUCAUCCUGCGCAAUCUGUCCACAUGGACGGCCCCAACGCCUACACCCACAUCUACAUCAACAUCUACAUCUACAUCUACAUCAACAUCUGCAUCUGCAUCUACGUCAAUAUCAAUAUCAACAUCUACAUCCACAUCAACAUCAACGACAGACAUUACGUACGACCUGGUCUCUGGGUGGGAGUACGCCGAGUCGAUCCUAGGCCACAUCAAGGCCAACUACUCGCGACAAGGGGUGACAGAGAUUUACCAGCUCGCGCUGUCGGGCGCCCCAGACUGUGGGAUCAUCCGGGCGCGCCGGUCGACAGACGGGGUUGUGCUGGGCAGUCUAGUGCUAUAUAACGAGCGGUCGCGGCUAGCCGAGUACAUGCCUGCCAUGCGCAGUCAAAACCACACCACCCCCACUACCAAAUCUAACCCUAGUAUAUCCUCGAUCGGAGGGAUUUCGUCACCGGUUAUCUCGCCAUUAAUCGGCGAGUAUGCGACUCUACUGCAGGGGUUGAUCAUGCUGGGGAUCAAGCAGAUGCGCAAGGCGGGAGCCGAAGCAGUAGUCAUGGAUUGUGUCGACGGAGACAGCAAUUUCGACUGCUUGUCCACGCUGGGAUUCCAGAUGCUACACAGUUUCGAGGAGGUCAACUGUGAUGCAGCGACGUGGAUGUCUUGACUUGUAGAUAGUUCCUACCAUGAUUAUACUACAACUUUGCUAGUGCUAGUAACUACUAGUACAUGCGACUCCCGAGCAUAAGUACUAAGUACUACAUACGAGUAAGGAUAAGCGAGUAACUAGUGAGGAAUUAGUAACUACUCCGGAGGAACAGGAGACUAGAUCGGAUCGGAGAGAGUUAGUCUGGAGGAUUGCUCCAGAAGUAUAGACAGGCAGGCAUAUAAUCAAGUCUAGUAGAGUACGAUAUAGUCAAGUAGCACA
This is a messenger RNA of Penicilliopsis zonata CBS 506.65, 3698 nucleotides long. RefSeq lists its product as hypothetical. The transcript is spliced from 4 exons. Bases 381 to 3437 code for a protein of 1018 amino acids. Lineage: Eukaryota; Fungi; Ascomycota; Eurotiomycetes; Eurotiales; Aspergillaceae. The record is from RefSeq and is a predicted model, not a curated record. Gene Ontology annotation, biological process: carbohydrate metabolic process; peptidoglycan turnover. Gene Ontology annotation, molecular function: acyltransferase activity, transferring groups other than amino-acyl groups; hydrolase activity, hydrolyzing O-glycosyl compounds.